Molecule: messenger RNA, 1379 nt
Organism: Protopterus annectens (West African lungfish)
Lineage: Eukaryota; Metazoa; Chordata; Ceratodontiformes; Protopteridae
Product: class II histocompatibility antigen, B-L beta chain-like
Exons: 5
Coding region: 89-838 (249 amino acids)
Biological process (GO): positive regulation of T cell activation; immunoglobulin production involved in immunoglobulin-mediated immune response; peptide antigen assembly with MHC class II protein complex
Cellular component (GO): MHC class II protein complex
Molecular function (GO): MHC class II protein complex binding
Source: RefSeq, a predicted model, not a curated record
CAUGCUUUUUCUUUUUUAGGAAGCAUCAGCAGUUUGCACAGGCUGACAUGCUUUUUCUUUCACUUAGAUGGCUAAUAUAUAAACUUUGAUGGCAACAUUUCAAGGUUUUGGCCUUCUUUUGGGGCUGCUUUUCUGGAUAAAUAUAUCUGAUGCCACAUUCCGGUUUAGGAAACUGGAAAUUUUGCCUUUCACAGUUGUGGACAUGACAAACAUCCAAAUGCAAAGCCUGGUUAUCUUGGUAAAUGGUGUUCCUGCUGGUGUAUUUGAUCAACAUGAAAAUAACUUCCUUGUUCGACUAAACGUAUCUGAAGAAGCCUGUAACAAAAUGAAGCAGUCAGCUGCACUCUACAUAUGGGAUGCAAAAGGCUCAAUGGAAUGGCAGAAGGUUUUGAUAAGGAUGAUGGAGAAUAAGCAGAAAAUGCAACCUCCAGUGGAACCACCUUCUAUAAAUAUUUAUAGUGAGAAGCCUUAUGUUCCUGGUCAGAAUAAUACUAUCUACUGUUAUGCAACUGGAUUUUAUCCCCCCAAGAUUGAUAUCAUGUUCUUUGAGAAUGGAAACCAUUUUACUGGGAAGGUAUAUGCUUCUGACAUUUCUUUCUCAGAAGACUGGAGGUUUAAAAUUAUGAAGUUCAUUCAUGUUGUUCCACAGCAGACCACCUUGUACUCCUGCAAGGUUAAUCACAUCAGCUUGAAACAGCCCCGGGAGUUAAUACUAGGCUGCCUUCCUUCAAGUGAAAUGGGAGUAUCUUCAAAGAAUUCAUCUGCAGAUAGAGGUAGCAGAAUAUCUUCCAGAAUGUCUCCUGAAGGACUACUGAAUCGCAGCCAUUCUACUAUUUAAUUUUGUUGCCUUUUUAACUGUUGUUUUGCUUUCUUACUAACCUCUAUUUCGUUUUAGAUUUAGUCUUAUUUUAAUUUACUAGUUCCUUGUCCAGCGGUUCUUAAAAUUGCUUUGUUGUAAUGAUUCAGCGCCCCCCCAUGCACUUGAUGGAAAGUUAGAGCUAUUUGGAUUUCCUGUCUGUGAAGUAAAUUGUCUUAUUGCUACUAAAUAAAAUGUUUCACUUAUCUAGUCAAAGUCUGUGACAUACUGAUAAAAACUUAUGUUAUUGUUCAUGAUAACUCCAAAAACUCUGUUAUCGUCUUCAUUUAGUGGCUUACAAGAUAUUUUGUAUUCAACAUAUCUUUCUUUCUUCAAAGAUUUGCUGCUCCUACAUUUGGUAACAUAAGGAAUGAGUCUUUUAUUUCUGCAACAAGUACUUAUUUUGCUCUGUACAUUCUGUAUCAUUUUGCAUUCUUUGUUGACAGUCCUAAUUUACAGCUGCCUGUGUAUUUUGAUAACCUCAGUUUAAGAAAAUAAAUAAACAAAAAAUACAUUUCUAAUA